UUAUAUACAUACACACAGAUAAAUACAUACAUGCAAAGCCCUAAUCAGAAAUUCAGAAUGCAACUACAAAACCCUUGAAUUUAUCCACCGGAAGUUUUCGCUCUCGAAUUUGAACAAUUUCAAGCUACAGAAAUAAUAUCCACAACCAAUUGCAGCAAACUCCAUCGCUGCAUUCCGUCGAGGUGGGGAUUGUAGCCAAAUCCGGAAGAUGAAUGCUUUGACUGCAACGACGACGUUUUGUCCAAGCUCGUUUCAGCUCAAAUUGGCACUCGGUAGCCGGAAAUAUCCAUCGACGUUUGUGUACACUCGCUCCCUGAAGGUCGGUCGGCGCAGUGUUAAUUUUGUGCCGGUGGUGGUCCGGAGUAGUGCGGUCAACGGCAAGGGAUUGGAAAAGCGUAGUUCUGGGAAUUCGUCAUGGUCUAAUUUGAAUUCUUCGGCUGAUGAUUUCUCGGGUUGGUCCAAUGCUGAUUCCGAACCGAACUCUGGCGAUCCCAAACCUAAGCAAUCGCUUAUAGGGAUACUUGGAGCAGGAGCUGUCGGGAUUGUUCUGGUUGCUGGCCUAACUUUUGCGGCGCUGUCUAUAAGUAAUAGGGGCAAAUCAAGAGUUAAAGAACUCGAGCCGUUAACAACAGAACAAGAAAAGUCAUUGUCCUCCGAUAACAACCAGAAUCAAGUUGAAGAGGAGAAAAAUGGUGAUAAGGAUGAGAAGCUGGAGAACGGCAGUGAAGAAAGCCAGACAGGUACAAAAGGGAAUCCGUCUCUGUAUAAUGAAAGUAGUGAAGCUAUUGAAACUAGAAUUAAUGAUGAUUCUGAUUUGCGGCAUUCAUCUGUGGAUGGUGAUGGCUCCACUUCGGAAGCUACUCAAAGAGAAUCAGCUGAUAGUAACAGUUUGGUUUCUUCUGAAGCCACUGAAAAACCACCUGUGUCUGAUAUUACCGGUGGUUCCCUAGCUUCUGAAAACCCCAGUGAACCAGGCGAAGAGACUGGUGCCAUAAUUUUGGAACCAUCUGUAUUUGAUGCUAAUAUAGAAAAUUUAGUCACUGAUCAUCCGAAUGGAGUGUCUAGCUUGGAAGCAUGGGAAGAUUCCAACUUGUUACUGAACCCUUCUUCUGUUGAGAAUUCAAAUUUAAAUACCUCAGUCGCAGCAGAGUUGGAAGCAGUUAGUGGAUCAAGCAUUAUCCAAGAAGAAAUUUUGGAGUCCGGAAGUGUGCUUUCAACUAGGGAUGAUGAGGGAACCGUAGAGAUUUUAAACAUGGAUGUUGACCUAAGCAAAGUGUUGGAGGUUUCUGUAUCAACUGGAGCACCACCAUUACCAGAAGAAGCCUAUCAAUCACGAAAUGAACACCUUGAAAAAGAUUACAAUGACAUCAAAGUUAGCCAAUCCUUUUUUGACUCUACAAAUCCUGGAAAGUAUUUCACUUCAGCUGGCAUACCUGCUCCAUCUGUCGUCUCUGCAGCUCUGCAGGCUCCUCCAGGAAAGGUUUUGGUUCCUGCAGUUAUUGAUCAACUUCAGAGUCAAGCAUUAUCUGCUUUGCAAGUUUUAAAGGUGAUUGAGGAGGAUGUUCAACCUGGAGAUUUAUGCACUCGUCGUGAAUAUGCUCGUUGGUUGGUCUUAGCCAGCAGUGCUCUGUCCAGGAACACAACUUCAAAAGUCUAUCCUGCUAUGUACAUUGAAAAUAUUUCUGAACUUGCAUUUGAUGACAUUACACCUGAAGAUCCUGAUUUCCCAUCCAUUCAAGGCUUGGCAGAAGCUGGACUAAUUGCCAGCAAGCUUUCAAGGAGUGACAUGCAGUCAUAUGACAAUGAAGACUCGAGUCCUAUAUACUUCUCUCCUGAAAGCCCUUUGUCUCGUCAGGAUCUGGUGAGUUGGAAGAUGGCCCUAGAGAAAAGGCAGCUACCAGUAGUUGAUGGAAAGAUCCUGCAGCAGGUAUCUGGUUUCAUAGAUAUUGAAAAGAUCGACCCAGGUGCAUGGCCUGCACUUGUAGCUGACUUAGAAGCUGGAGAUCAGGGUAUUAUAACCCUAGCAUUUGGAUAUACAAGACUUUUCCAGCCAGAAAAACCUGUGACAAAGGCACAGGCUGCCAUUGCACUUUCAACUGGUGAUUCUUCUGUCAUAGUUAGUGAGGAACUUGCGAGAAUUGAGGCUGAAUCUAUGGCAGAAAAGGCUGUUUCUGCACACAGUGCUCUCGUUGCUCAAGUUGAGAAGGAUCUCAAUGCAAGUUACGAGAAGGAUCUUUUCCUGGAAAGGGAAAAGAUAAAUGCUGUUGAGAAAUUGGCUGAAGAAGCAAGACGAGAAGUGGAGAAACUGAGGGCUGAGAGGGAGGAGGAAAGUCUUUCAUUAAUGAAGGAACGUGCUGCUGUUGACUCUAAAAUGGAGGUUUUCUCUAAGUUAAGACGGGAGAUGGAGGAACAAUUGCAGACCCUUAUGACUGAUAAAUUGGAGAUAUCAUAUGAGAAGGAAAGGAUGAACAAACUCCGGAGAGAUGCAGAAACUGAGAAUCAGGAAAUAACACGCUUACAAUAUGAACUUGAAGUUGAGAGAAAAGCCCUGUCCAUGGCCAGGUCAUGGGCUGAAGACGAGGCAAAAAGGGCAAGGGAGCAAGCAAAGGCCCUGGACGAGGCUAGAGACCGUUGGGAGAGACAAGGCUUAAAAGUUGUGGUCGACAGUGACCUUCGUGAGGAGGAAGCUGAAGCUGAAGCCACAUGGCUCUCUGCUGGGCAGAAAUUCUCAGUCGAAGAGACCAUCGAGAGGUCCGAGAGCUUAGUGGACAAACUCAAGAAAAUGGCAGAUGAAGUGAGAGGGAAAUGCAAAGUUACAAUCACCAAAAUCAUUGAGAGGAUAGUCGUGUUCGUAACGAGCUUGAAGGAAAAAACGGGAGAGCUAAAAGAUGUGGCCAAAUUGAAGCUGGACAAGUCUGUACAAGGCUUUCAGCAUAAAUCUGCUGAAUUAACUUCGUCUGUUAAGGAAGGUGUUAAACGAGCUGCUGGAGAUUGGAAAGAAGGGGUUGAGAGAUUGUCGCAGAAGUUCAAGACAUGAUUUAGCCCCCCCACCCUCCAUUUUUGCUUUAUAAACUUAUUUUUCCAUUUUGCAUAACGGAGCAUAAGAAGAUGAAUUAAAACAUUCUGAUAGCACGAAUAAUGUUUUUAUCAACAAGUAAUUUCUGUCGAGUAAAUUAAUAUCUAUCGAGAAAAUUGUAGAAACGGAAACACCUUUGAUGUAUAAUGGUUGUCUAUUGUGCCCAAUAACGCAGGGUUAUCACUUGCAAUUUUUGAAUUGAAGUUACUUAUUCA
Molecule: messenger RNA, 3291 nt
Organism: Erythranthe guttata (spotted monkey flower)
Lineage: Eukaryota; Viridiplantae; Streptophyta; Magnoliopsida; Lamiales; Phrymaceae
Product: GPI-anchored adhesin-like protein
Source: RefSeq, a predicted model, not a curated record